CAAAGACCUAAAAGUACCCCGAGUACCAUGUCAAGAUGACCAACCUUCAAACCGGUCCUACCACUCGCGGCCUCCAACGCUUCGCCAUCCCCGCCGUCUGCGGCCUCAUCAUCUUCCUCGGCUACUACUCGCAAUACCUCUUCAACACCAGUGCCGACCUCGCUCCCGGUCCGCUCACCCGCCGCGAAUCCAUAACCUUCAAUAUCCUCCUCGUCUGUCUCUGGCUCACCUACUACCAGGCCUGCACCGUCGAUCCAGGCCAAUACAAGUUCCCACCGAAAGAGAAAGAGGAGGAUAACAAUAACAAAAGAGGAGGAAGAGGACCGCAAAAGGCAAAAUGGUGCAAAAAGUGCGACGCCCCCAAGCCUCCGCGCGCCCACCACUGCCGGCAUUGUGCCCGCUGCAUCCCGCGCAUGGACCACCACUGUCCGUGGACAGGCAACUGCGUUUCGUUACAAACCUUCCCGCACUUUUUGCGCUUCCUAGUGUACACCAACGCUGCGCUGGUCUACUUUGCUCGUCUGCUCUGGACGAGGCUGUACUACGGCCUUUGGGACCAGCGACAUGUUCCCGCUUACCUGGGCCCCAGCGUGGGAGCGCUGCUGGGCUGUACGAUGCUGAGCAUCGCCUGGUUUGCGACGCAGUUCGCGCUGAUGGUUCUGUUGGUUACCACGGUGCGGAGCUGGAUGCUGGGCAAGACGAUGAUUGAGGAGUGGGAGGCGGAGAGGCACGAGACGCUUUUGGCAAGGUCAUAUGAUGGGGAUGAUUACUGGGGCGCGGAUGGGCACGGUGGGUUUGUGCCCGUUAAGGUGGAGUUUCCGUACGAUAAUGGGUUUUGGUCGAACAUGGCGCAGGCGAUGGGGACGAACAACUUUUUGAGGUGGUUCUUGCCGGUCGGUGGCGGUGGGCCAAAGAUUAGCAAUGACACGCCUUGGAAGGGGACGGGGUGGGAGUACGAGGAGAAUGGGUUUAAUGAUCGGGUGGGUAUGUGGCCGCCGCCGGACCCGGAGAAGCUGCGCAGGGAAAGGGCGGGUGCUGGGGGGAAGUGGCCGGGUGCUAGAGAGAAUCUGAGCACAGAAAAAUCGGAAGUCGACUACUACCGCAGUUCCGAGGACAUGAAGACUGCGUUUAAGAGGAGGCAGCAGGAGGACUUGAGGAGGAGACAGCAGAGGAGGCAGCACUCGUCUGAAGAGGACGAGAUCAUGGCUGAGUUGGAGGAGGAUGAGGGGUACGAGGAGCGCUCACGGACCCGCUCACCACCACAAGACGGUAGGGCGUGGAUGAAUAGCGAGGGUGAUACGCUGUGGGAUUACGGUGUCGAUGUGGACGAGGAGGAGAAUUAUGGAUACCCGGGCCGAGGAGUCUCCGAGUCACUACCGCUCGUCAAGACAGCCACCGGAUAUAAUGAUGGUCAAGGAGAUGAAGACGAGGACGUGCCCCUUGCUGAGCUAAUACGCAGACGCAAAGUAAAAAGCAACGGAGUACAUGAGUGAGGGCGGGAGCCAGAGCAAAUAUGCCAUACUAGCUUUAAUAACAGAUACCCAAUGCACAUAUUCUUUCUUGG
Messenger RNA from Neurospora tetrasperma FGSC 2508, 1564 nucleotides. RefSeq lists its product as uncharacterized. Gene Ontology annotation, molecular function: protein-cysteine S-palmitoyltransferase activity. Bases 36 to 1493 code for a protein of 485 amino acids. The record is from RefSeq and is a predicted model, not a curated record. The transcript has a single exon. Gene Ontology annotation, cellular component: endoplasmic reticulum; Golgi apparatus; endoplasmic reticulum membrane. Lineage: Eukaryota; Fungi; Ascomycota; Sordariomycetes; Sordariales; Sordariaceae. Gene Ontology annotation, biological process: protein targeting to membrane; peptidyl-L-cysteine S-palmitoylation.